CCGGGAGCAAGGGCGUACUGUGACGUCAUAUUUCAGCGACCCGUACACCAUAAACUACGGAAAGCUCGUGCCUCAUGCUUUGGCAGAGUAGAGCCGGCCUGUUGAUGGCUGCACUUCCAAGGCCCUGCACAAGAAGGGCGUUAAAGAUGGCCUGCACUGCCUCCUGCCAUGACCAAAGACUGCCCAGCAGGGAGGGGGUCCGUCUCUCCAGAUCUCCGGGCAGCGCGGUGCUGCAGAGCAGGGGCCUGGUUUCUGCGGCUUCGGCUGCCUCAGCCGGUCCCAGCUGGUACGAGAGCCUCGCGGACUCGGCGCCCGUCCACCUGACGGAGGGGCUCCUGGCGGUGACGCAGCAGGCCACGGGGCUGCCAUGGUGGGCUAGCAUCGCCUGCACCACGGUGGCCCUGAGGACGGCCGUCACUCUGCCCCUGGGCACCUACCAGAUGGCCAUCAUAGCAAAGAUUGAGUCGUUGCAAGUUGAAAUUGGAGAGCUAGCCAAGCGUCUACGAUAUGAGGUCUCCGUCCGGGCCAAACAGCUGGGCUGGUCUGAGAAAGUCGCUCGGUACCAUUUCAGGAAGAACUUGCGCCGCAUCGUGUCUGAACUAUACGUGCGAGACAACUGCCACCCGGUGAAAGCCAGCCUCCUGAUCUGGGUUCAGAUCCCCAUGUGGGUGUUUCUGUCGCUCGCUCUGCGCAACAUGAGUCUGGGAGUUAGCGACUCCUCUAGAGCUUUUCAAUCAGAGCUCGCAGCAGGGGGCGCCCUUUGGUUUCCUGAUCUCACACUGCCUGAUCCCACCUGGAUAAUGCCAGUUUCCUUAGGACUGGUCAACUUGAUCAUUGUAGAGAUUUUCUCUUUACGGAGAACUGAAGUGUCCAGGUUCCAGAAGUACAUCACCAAUUUUAUCCGUGGGAUUUCGUUGGUGAUGAUACCAAUUGCAGCUACUGUGCCCUCGUCCAUGACCCUGUACUGGCUGAGCUCCAGCUGCGUUGGCCUGGGGCACAACUUGCUGCUGCGCUCCCCGCGUUUCCGCAGGAUCUGCCGGAUCCCCCCCAGCCGGGCCGACUCGGAGACUCCGUACAGAGACCUCGCCUCCGCCUUUGUCACCAAAUACUUCAAGUAGCCCUGGUGCCGGGCCACGCCGGGCCUCUGUGGAGGACCGCUCUGCCGUGCGAUUCAUUUCCUGGUUUUAAACUCUUGCGGAGCUGGCUUUCCCAGUGGAAUACACGCAUCCCUCUCGAAAAAUAAUCCAGAAAAUCUGGAAUUUUCUGAGGAUUCAACAGGCCAAAGCCUCACGAAAGUAAAAAAAAAACCAAACCUCUGUAGGGUUUUGUGUUUGGCUUUGGUGGAAGUCUGACGUUAUUUCCACAACACCUGUAUAUGGUAUGUUAAUACCAUGGAAGACUGGAAAGCUUUUACUGCAGGAGACAUUUUAUUCAUGUGGGAGUGUUGAAUGGAUUGGAAUGUGUGUUGAGUACAUAAUGUAAAAACUCAAGGAAGCUAGCUGUUGAGAGAGGCAGAGAUUCAGCGUCUUUGGAAUUUUUGGCAACUGACCAAUUCCCAUCCCUAAACAAAAAGUUUCACAUGAGAAUGCUUUUAGUUUUGCAGUACUGUCCAGCAUGAUAAGACCUUUAGGGAUAUUCCAUGUCCUUUUUUAUGUCUUUUUCCCCCAGAAAACGAUACUUAAGAAAAUAACCUUUUUUUUUUCCACAAGCACACCUCUUUAAAGGUGUUUGGUUUUCGUGUAAAGUGUAAAUUCAAUCAAUCCUCGAUUUUGAAGAUAAAACGUCUUUGUUCUCGUUCUCGAAAUUAAACUGGUAUUCUGUGUUUUACUUUA
This is a messenger RNA of Lepisosteus oculatus (spotted gar), 1832 nucleotides long. It is a transcript of the gene cox18, whose product is annotated as cytochrome c oxidase assembly factor COX18. NCBI's taxonomy places the organism in Eukaryota, Metazoa, Chordata, Actinopteri, Semionotiformes, Lepisosteidae. The record is from RefSeq and is a predicted model, not a curated record. Gene Ontology annotation, molecular function: membrane insertase activity. Gene Ontology annotation, cellular component: mitochondrial inner membrane. Gene Ontology annotation, biological process: mitochondrial respiratory chain complex IV assembly; protein insertion into mitochondrial inner membrane from matrix.